Messenger RNA from Scheffersomyces amazonensis, 417 nucleotides. It is a transcript of the gene AUT7, whose product is annotated as ubiquitin-like protein. The record is from RefSeq and is a predicted model, not a curated record. The transcript has 2 exons. Gene Ontology annotation, molecular function: phosphatidylethanolamine binding. Gene Ontology annotation, cellular component: autophagosome; fungal-type vacuole membrane; cytosol. The coding region runs from base 1 to 417 and encodes 138 amino acids. Gene Ontology annotation, biological process: cellular response to nitrogen starvation; macroautophagy. NCBI's taxonomy places the organism in Eukaryota, Fungi, Ascomycota, Pichiomycetes, Serinales, Debaryomycetaceae.
AUGAGAUCCGCAUUCAAAGACGAACAUCCUUUUGAUAAAAGAAAAGCAGAAGCAGCUAGAAUCACUCAAAGAUUCAAAGAUAGAGUACCUGUCAUUUGUGAAAAGGUUGAGAAUUCCGAUAUUCCUGAAAUUGAUAAACGUAAAUAUUUAGUUCCCCUUGAUUUAAGUGUUGGUCAAUUUGUUUACGUUAUUAGAAAGAGAAUUAAAUUACCAAGUGAAAAGGCCAUUUUCAUCUUUGUUAAUGAUAUCUUACCUCCUACUUCGGCUUUAAUCAGUACUAUUUACGAAGAGCAUAAAGAUGAAGAUGGAUUCUUAUAUGUUUUAUAUUCUGGUGAGAAUACUUUUGGUGAGACUGAAUUGAAACCAUUGGAUUUAUCUUCUAUAAAUUUUGAUGAUUUAAGUGAUUUAGAGUUAUAA